Messenger RNA from Grammomys surdaster, 254 nucleotides. RefSeq names its product chromosome unknown C12orf75 homolog (gene CUNH12orf75). The annotation marks the transcript as partial. The record is from RefSeq and is a predicted model, not a curated record. The transcript is spliced from 4 exons. NCBI's taxonomy places the organism in Eukaryota, Metazoa, Chordata, Mammalia, Rodentia, Muridae.
GUCCAACAGGAACAGUUAAAGAUGUCACAGAAGACUCGAUAACCGAAGACGACAAGAGGAGAAACUAUGGAGGCGUGUAUGUUGGCCUGCCCUCUGAAGCUAUCAACAUGGCGUCCAGCCAAGCAAAGACGGUACAAAAAAUGCUGAUGAGUGUGAAAUGGAAGGCCAGCAUUUAAGCGAGCUGAUGGAGUGUUUGCAGACAUGGGCUGUAUUUCCGUGACGGGAAGAUGAUGGACUUGGCAGCAGUGCGGUGG